This is a messenger RNA of Quercus robur (English oak), 2123 nucleotides long. RefSeq lists its product as uncharacterized. The record is from RefSeq and is a predicted model, not a curated record. The coding region runs from base 761 to 1951 and encodes 396 amino acids. Gene Ontology annotation, molecular function: nucleic acid binding; zinc ion binding. NCBI's taxonomy places the organism in Eukaryota, Viridiplantae, Streptophyta, Magnoliopsida, Fagales, Fagaceae. The transcript has 4 exons.
UUAAUUUGGGCCUAAGGUAUUAAAAAGAAGAUAAAUACUAUGGAAUAGGAAGCCCAAGUAAAGUGGCAUAAGUAAAUACAUGGGCCUUGAAAACCCUAGCCUUUUUCCUUCAAGGUCUCACGUGUUUUUGCUGAUGGGAUUUCUUUUGCUUCAGCCGAAUAUUGAAUGUUGAUUUUCUUCACUGUGGCUGUGGGUGGAGACUUCAGGUUCUAAUUCUACUGAAUUGUUGUAAUUCAAGGGAGGUUGAUUUCCUUUAUUUUUGCAGCUAAGAGAUACAUUAGGUGGAUUACUGGAAUAGAGAUUCUUGGGAGACAGAUGUUACAAACUAUUUUUGUGGAAUUGAGGAUUUUAUUAUUAUUUUAUGGCAUUAAACUUUGUAUUGGAGAAUUAUUUUGAGGAUGUUUUGUAUUUGGUGAAUUAGAGCUCUGACUUUGAAAUCAGUUUCAAGGUUGCUAGUUUCUUUUAUUUAAUAUUUUUAUGGAUUAUUCAGAUUAAAUAGAUUUUUAUUGCCUAUGAUUUUGGGGCGUUACAUUUGUGGUAUCAGAGCUUAGGAUAUGAUUCUGUAGACACUUGAAAACUAGGUUAUGAUUUUAUAGACACUUGAAACUAGGUUAUGAUCUUGAUUUUUGUCAGAGCAUUUGGAAUUUAGGUUAUGUUUGAUGAGAUAUUUUAAAUAAUUUUGGCAAUGUUACUUCUUAUGUGUAGUAAUAAUAAUUGUUGCACCGUCUAUAUUUCUUGAUUUCCUUGUUAACUAGGUAUCAUGCCACCCAAAAAGAAAAGAGUAGCUAAUUCCAAUAGCGAGGAACCUAUUGUUAAUUUGCGAAGGCCAACCAAAGCAAGGGUUGAUACUGAGGCUGAAGUCACUCAAGACAUGAGAAAUAAUGAACGUCCUAGGGUGACACGCACUGAUCCUUUGGAUGAAGCUGCUGCCCGACUGUUGGACAGGUUGGCCCAUGUUGCUAGUAGAGGCGUAGGUAGAGUAGAGGCAAGGGCUGGUUGCUCUUUUGAGACUUUUAUGAAGCAGAAUCCCCCUUCCUUUGAUGGGAAGCCAGAUCCUACAGAAGCUGAGAACUGGUUCUUGCAAAUGGAGAAAUUGUUAGAAGCUUUAGAUUGCACUGACUCUCAGAAGGUGCGGUUUGCAACUUUCAAGUUGAUUGGAGAAGCUGAGCGUUGGUGGAGAUCUACUAAAGCCAUUUUGGAGGGAAUGGACACUGAGAGAAAUCCCAUCACUUGGGAGAAAUUUAAAGGGGUUUUCUAUGAUAACUACUUCCCUGAGGUGGUUCGAGAACGAAAAGAAAGGGAAUUUGCUGAUUUGGUGCAAGGAACUAUGACUAUUGAGCAGUAUGCUGCUAAAUUCAUCGAGUUAUCUCGCUUUGGACCCCACUUAAUCCUUACUGAGGCGAAGAAAGCAAGUAGAUUUCAAAAGGGGUUGAAUGAGAGACUUCGACACCAUUUGAUUGCAGCAGGGGUUGAUAACUAUGCAGAGUCAGUUAAGAGAGCUAUGAGACUGGAGGAAGAUUUCAAGAACAAUGUUAGGAAGGAGAACCCACCUAGAAACACUGGACAGACAGGCUUUUGUCAAGGCAAUGCUCAAGGUCAUUGGAACAAGAAAGGAUCUUUUGGGAGGUCUGGGAGUAAUUCAUCAUCAAAUAAGCCAGAAAAUAAGAAUCCACCCCAGAAUACUCAAGGUAGAAGUUUGAAUGCUUGCCCUACAUGUGGAAGGUUUCAUGGAGAUAAGCCGUGUUUCUUUGAAGGAAAGGCUUGUUAUAACUGUGGGAAGAUAGGACACUUAGCUAGAAGCUGUACUUCUCCUCAACAAAACUCAAUGGCACAACCUGGGAAGAAUGAUCAGAGGAGGAAAGCACAAGGGAGAGUGUUUGCACUCACACCACAAGACGUUCAAGCUUCGGAUACUGUGGUUACAGAUACAUUAGGUGGAUUACUGGAAUAGAGAUUCUUGGGAGACAGAUGUUACAAACUAUUUUUGUGGAAUUGAGGAUUUUAUUAUUAUUUUAUGGCAUUAAACUUUGUAUUGGAGAAUUAUUUUGAGGAUGUUUUGUAUUUGGUGAAUUAGAGCUCUGACUUUGAAAUCAGUUUCAAGGUUGCUAGUUUCUUUUAUUUAA